AUGAUGUCUUUCAGUGUAAGAGCACUCGCCGUGCUGGCUAGCCAGGCCAUGCUGGCCAGAGCAGACACGACAACCACCAUCAGCUCCAGCACCAACUGGGGCACCUGGGAGGGUUGGGGCACCUCUCUGGCCUGGUGGGCAGGUGCUUUUGGCACGCGCGAUGACCUGGCCAACAUCUUCUUCACGACAAACUCGGUGACGUACAACGGCGCGAGCGUGCCGGGACUAGGCCUCAACAUUGUGCGGUACAAUGCCGGGGCGUGCAGCUCCAACAGCAUCGACGGCGAGUCCAUGGUCGUCUCGUCCAACAUGAUUCCCUCGCGGCAGAUGGACGGCUACUGGACUGACUGGGACAGCACCGACCCGUCGACCUCGAGCUGGGACUGGUCCGUCGACGCCAACCAGCGGACCAUGAUGCAAAAAGCCGCGUCCCGAGGUGCCGAUGUCUUCGAGCUCUUUUCCAACAGUCCCAUGUGGUGGAUGUGUAUCAACCAUAACCCGGCUGGCGCGGACAAUGGUGCCAACGACAACCUGCAGAGUUGGAACUAUGAUCAGCAUGCCAUCUACCUCGCCAAUGUUGCGCAGUAUGCUGCAAAGAACUGGGGCAUCACCUUUGACUCGGUCGAUCCCUUCAAUGAGCCAAGCGCCAGUUGGUGGUCGUCGACCGGAACACAAGAAGGCUGCCAUUUCAGUAUCAGCACCCAGGCGUCAGUCCUAGGAUACCUCCGGACCGAGCUCAACUCGCGCGGCCUGUCUUCGACCAUCAUAUCAGCAUCGGACGAGAACUCGUACGACGUGGCCGUGUCCACCUGGAACUCGCUCGUCAGCGCCGGCGCCUCGGGCAACGUCGGCCGGAUCAAUGUACACGGAUACCAGCAGGCGUCUGGACGACGUGAUACCCUAUACUCCCUGGCCCAGUCCGCCGGCAAGAAGCUCUGGAACAGCGAAUACGGCGAGAGCGACGCAACCGGCUCGUCGCUGGCGAGCAACUUGAUCCUGGACUUUCGCUGGCUUCAUCCCACGGCAUGGGUCUACUGGCAAAUGAUUGACGGCGGCGGCUGGGGCUUGAUCGACGGGGACAAUGACGCAGCCACCCUGGGCGCCGUGUCCCAGAAGUACUACGUCCUGGCCCAGUUCACCCGCCACAUUCGGGCCGGCAUGCGCAUCCUCGACGGCGGGAGCGACAAUACCGUCGCCGCCUACGACGCCACCAACAAGAAGCUCAUCAUUGUCGCCGUCAAUUGGGGGUCGGCCCAGUACCUCAACUUUGAGCUGUCGAGUUUUAGCACGCCGGGGACCAGCGGCGCCCUCGUCAAGCGCUGGAGCACCAUGAUUGGGAGCAGCGGCGACAAGUACGUUGCUGCUAGCGACACGUAUAUGAACGGCACCAAGUUCUGGUCGUACUUUGCCACGAAUCAGAUUCAAACAUUCGAGGUCAGCAACGUGGUUCUGUAA
Pestalotiopsis fici W106-1 is the source of this 1455-nucleotide messenger RNA. RefSeq names its product Endo-beta-1,6-galactanase. The transcript is spliced from 3 exons. Bases 1 to 1455 code for a protein of 484 amino acids. Gene Ontology annotation, molecular function: hydrolase activity, hydrolyzing O-glycosyl compounds. The record is from RefSeq and is a predicted model, not a curated record. Lineage: Eukaryota; Fungi; Ascomycota; Sordariomycetes; Amphisphaeriales; Sporocadaceae.